Penicillium nucicola is the source of this 891-nucleotide messenger RNA. RefSeq lists its product as uncharacterized. The record is from RefSeq and is a predicted model, not a curated record. The transcript has 2 exons. Gene Ontology annotation, biological process: secondary metabolite biosynthetic process. Bases 1 to 891 code for a protein of 296 amino acids. Lineage: Eukaryota; Fungi; Ascomycota; Eurotiomycetes; Eurotiales; Aspergillaceae.
AUGUCAACCAAAAGCACCCAGUCAGGAUGGGGCGACUUUCUAGCUGCUAGAAACGCCGGACUACCAAGUCUGCCAGCGGUUACGCAGCUCAGCCCAGAUGUUGUGCGAAUUCUGGGUGGGAACCCGGGUGACAUGCAACUACAAGGAACCAACACAUAUCUGGUUGGAACCGGCCAAAGCAGAAUCUUAGUAGACACGGGUGAAGGCUGUCCGAUCUGGCUCAAAACACUAGUCGAAUACCUCGACAAAAACCAGCUGAGCAUAUCUCACGUUCUUUUGACGCACUGGCACCCUGAUCAUGUUGGCGGGGUUCCGGGAUUACUCGCUCAGUACCCUGGUCUUACUACGGCUGUCUACAAGGCAGACCCAGAUCGGGGCCAGAACCCGAUCAAAGAUGGCCAGACAUUCGUGACUGAAGGAGCCACAUUACAAGCUUUGUUCACGCCUGGGCAUAGCAGAGACCACAUGUGCUUUGUCAUGAAGGAGACCAGAGCCAUGUUCACAGGUGAUAAUGUCCUUGGGCAUGGAACCAGUGUCGCCCUAGAAGAUUUAAAAUCAUAUAUGGAAAGUCUACGGAUUAUGACGCACGAUAUGCGCGUCGGAGGCCUUAGAAUUGGAUAUCCCGGGCACGGCGCUAAGAUUGAAGAUCUAUCGGCAAGCCUUAUGGCAUACACCCGGCACUGGGAGAUGAGGGAAAAGAGGGUUCUCUCUGCAUUUUCCGAGGGUAAUGGUAUGGCCAUGUUAACGACGAAAGAAGUCACGGCCAAGAUUUACGGGGAGGGGAUGGACCUUCUGGCCGGGCCAUCAGUAACGCAUGUUCUACUGAAAUUACACCAGGAGGAAACUAUUGAGUUCACGGUGGUUGGACAAGAGAAAAAAUGGUAUAUGUAA